CCGUCCUAACUGCUGACCUUUUCAAGAUGGCGGUCCGCGGGCGACACUCUCGGGCUCGCGCACCUCCCCAAGAUGGCGGCGCCCGAGGCCUGGCGCGCCCGGAGUUGCUGGUUCUGUGAGGUAGCGGCGGCAACGACCAUGGAGGCCACGUCCCGGGAGGCGGCGCCAGCGAAGAGCUCGGCCUCGGGCCCCAACGCUCCCCCCGCCCUGUUCGAGCUGUGCGGGCGGGCGGUGAGCGCCCAUAUGGGGGUUCUGGAGAGCGGGGUGUGGGCCCUUCCAGGCCCAAUACUUCAAAGCAUCCUACCUCUGCUCAAUAUAUAUUACUUGGAGAGGAUUGAGGAAACUGCCCUCAAGAAAGGCCUCUCAACUCAGGCCAUCUGGCGCCGACUCUGGGAUGAACUGAUGAAGACAAGGCCUUCCAGUUUGGAAAGUGUGACAUGUUGGCGAGCCAAGUUUAUGGAGGCCUUUUUUUCCCAUGUUCUACGUGGGACCAUUGAUGUGUCUUCUGACAGGCGUCUUUGUGAUCAGCGGUUCUCACCUCUUCUGCACAGCUCCCGCCAUGUCCGACAGCUCACCAUCUGUAACAUGCUUCAGGGUGCAACCGAGCUGGUGGCUGAGCCCAACCGCAGGGUUCUGGAGACCCUGGCCAGCUCCCUGCACACUCUCAAGUUCCGCCACCUGCUGUUCUCUGAUGUGGCUGCUCAGCAGUCACUUCGGCAGCUGUUGCAUCAGCUCAUUCACCAUGGGGCUGUCAGUCAAGUGUCGCUAUACUCCUGGCCUGUGCCUGAGUCAGCCCUUUUCAUCCUUAUUCUCACCAUGAGUGCUGGCUUCUGGCAACCAGGGCCUGGUGGCCCACCCUGCCGCCUCUGUGGAGAGGCCUCCCGAGGCCGGGCCCCAUCCCGAGAUGAAGGGUCCCUCUUAUUGGGCUCACGUCGGCCCCGCCGGGAUGCUGCUGAGCGAUGUGCUGCAGCCCUGAUGGCCAGCCGGCGUAAGAGUGAAGCCAAGCAGAUGCCCAGAGCUGCACCUGCCACUCGGGUAACACGCCGGAGCACACAGGAGAGCCUGACAGCAGGCGGAACAGACCUUAAGAGGGAGCUGCACCCCCCAGCCACCUCCCAUGAGGAUCCUGGCACCAAGCGGUCACCUUCUGCUCCAGCAGCCACCUCCUCUGCCUCUUCUUCUACAUCCUCAUACAAACGGGCACCAGCUAGCUCAGCCCCACAGCCUAAGCCCCUAAAGCGUUUCAAGCGAGCUGCAGGGAAGAAGGGUGCUCGCACCCGUCAGGGGCCUGGUGCAGAGUCUGAAGACCUGUAUGACUUUGUUUUUAUUGUGGCUGGCGAGAAGGAGGAUGGUGAAGAGAUGGAGAUUGGGGAAGUGGCUUGUGGAGCUUUGGAUGGAUCAGAUCCCAGCUGCCUGGGGCUUCCAGCACUGGAAGCUUCACAAAGAUUCCGCAGCAUCUCCACCUUGGAGCUAUUCACAGUUCCACUCUCCACAGAGGCAGCCCUGACACUGUGCCACCUGCUGAGCUCCUGGGUGUCACUGGAGAGCCUCACACUCUCCUACAAUGGCCUGGGCUCUAACAUCUUCCGCCUGCUAGACAGCCUGCGGGCCCUGUCAGGCCAGGCUGGAUGUCGCCUCCGUGCCCUGCAUCUCAGUGACCUGUUCUCGCCACUGCCCAUCCUGGAGCUGACACGUGCUAUCGUGCGAGCACUGCCCCUGCUACGGGUCCUCUCUAUUCGUGUUGACCACCCAAGCCAGCGGGACAACCCUGGUGUGCCAGGGAAUGCAGGGCCCCCUAGCCACAUAAUAGGCGAUGAGGAGAUACCAGAAAACUGCCUGGAGCAGUUGGAGAUGGGAUUUCCACGGGGAGCCCAGCCAGCCCCACUGCUGUGCUCCGUUCUGAAGGCCUCGGGUUCUCUGCAGCAGCUGUCCCUGGAUAGUGCCACCUUUGCCUCUCCCCAGGAUUUUGGGCUUGUUUUGCAAACACUCAAAGAGUACAACCUAGCCCUGAAAAGACUGAGCUUCCAUGACAUGAAUCUGGCUGACUGUCAGAGCGAGGUGCUCUUUUUGCUACAGAAUCUGACUCUGCAAGAGAUUACCUUCUCCUUCUGCCGUCUGUUUGAGAAGCGCCCAGCCCAAUUUCUGCCUGAGAUGGUUGCUGCUAUGAAGGGCAACUCCACACUGAAGGGCCUCCGGCUGCCAGGGAACCGCCUGGGGAAUGCUGGCCUGCUGGCCUUGGCAGAUGUUUUCUCAGAGGAUUCAUCCUCCUCUCUCUGUCAGCUGGACAUCAGUUCCAACUGCAUCAAGCCAGAUGGGCUUCUGGAGUUCGCCAAGCGGCUGGAGCGCUGGGGCCGUGGAGCCUUUGGUCACCUGCGCCUCUUCCAAAACUGGCUGGACCAGGAUGCAGUCACAGCCAGGGAAGCCAUCCGGCGGCUCCGGGCUACCUGCCAUGUGGUUAGCGACUCGUGGGACUCAUCCCAGGCCUUCACAGAUUAUGUUAGCACCAUGUGAUGGGGCCCGUACCUCACAGUCUCAUGCUCGGUACCAUCAGCUUGCAGGGGCUGAAGCAUGGGCUGCCCAGAACCCCAACCACCAGUUCUCUUUCUGUCACCUUUUUUCUUUUUUUUCCUUCUUCCCUUGCACUGAGGUCCUGGAGGCCUUGAUGAGGCCCAGCAAAGAGGCAUUCUCACAGCUGGGUUUAUAGUCUUUGGGCCCCUUACUCAGUAUCCUGGGAACCCUGGGCCAGGAGGUUACAGUGGUCAUCAUAAUUGCUGAAGAGAUCCCCUCCCUUGCCCCUGGGUUCCUGCCUUCCCUCCUCAAGCAGGCACCCAGGCUUUAGAGAAGUGUAGGGGGCUUCUUUCCUGCUGGGCUUACCACACUGCUCUCAGGCCUCAAACCCUUUCAUACCUUUAUUCUUUUUUUUAACCAAAAAAGUUUUUCUUAUAAAAUAAAUUUUGGGCAAACAUCA
Molecule: messenger RNA, 2968 nt
Organism: Nomascus leucogenys (northern white-cheeked gibbon)
Lineage: Eukaryota; Metazoa; Chordata; Mammalia; Primates; Hylobatidae
Gene: LRRC41
Product: leucine rich repeat containing 41
Cellular component (GO): cytoplasm; nucleus
Source: RefSeq, a predicted model, not a curated record